Messenger RNA from Rubroshorea leprosula, 1996 nucleotides. The record is from the annotation of a GenBank genome assembly. NCBI's taxonomy places the organism in Eukaryota, Viridiplantae, Streptophyta, Magnoliopsida, Malvales, Dipterocarpaceae.
UUCAUGGGUUCUUCCUGCCACCUUCCUCAGUUCUUCCCUUUAAUCAUUUCCAAUUUCAUGAAAUAACAAGGCCUUGAAAUCAAGCUGUCGCCGCAGCCUGGUUUUUGGGUUUCUGCCAAAAAAAAAAAAAAAAAAUGCAGCUUCAUAUAUCACCAAGCUUGAGGCAUGUCACGGUGCUUCCUACUAAAGGUGUAAAAGAAUUUAUCAAAGUGAAGGUUGCAUCCAGACGUGUUUCAUACAGAAUGUUGUUUUACUUUCUUCUCUUCUUCACAUUUCUUUUGAGAUUUGUGUUUGUAUUGACAACAGUUGAUGGCAUUGAUGGAGAAACCAAGUGUUCUACUCUAGGUUGCCUGGGGAAAAAAAUAGGACCAAGGAUCUUGGGAAGGAGGAUUGAAUCAAAAGUCCCAGAAGUCAUUUACAAAGUUUUAGAAGAACCCAUGAGCAAAGAUGAACUAAAGGGAAAAACUGAUAUUCCUCAGUCAUUGGAAGAAUUCAUGGCUGAAGUUAAGGAUGGCAGAUUAGAUGCUAAGGCCUUUGCUCUCAGGCUUAGAGAGAUGGUAACAUUGCUUGAGCAAAGGACCAGGACAGCUAAAAUCCAGGAGUACUUGUACCGCCAUGUAGCAUCAAGUAGCAUACCAAAACAGCUACAUUGCUUGGCACUCAAGUUAGCUAAUGAGCACUCCAUGAAUGCAGCCGCCCGCCUCCAGCUCCCCUCCCCUGAACUCGUCCCUGCCCUUGUGGACAACUCUUACUUCCACUUCGUCCUUGCCUCAGAUAACGUGCUUGCUGCUGCCGUCGUGGCCAAGUCGCUUGUCGAAAAUGCAUUACGCCCGGAAAAGUUUGUUCUUCACGUAAUAACAGACAAGAAAACUUACUCACCGAUGCAAGCUUGGUUCUCACUUCAUUCUUUAUCCCCUGCGAUAAUUGAGGUUAAGGCACUGCAUCAUUUUGAUUGGUUUUCAAAGGGGAAGGUGCCUGUUUUGGAGGCAAUGGAGAAAGACCAACGAGUGAGGGCACAAUUCAGGGGAGGUUCAUCAGCUAUUGUGGCAAAUAAUGGUGAACAACCUUAUGUAAUUGCGGCAAAACUACAAGCACUCAGUCCUAAGUAUAAUUCCCUUAUGAAUCAUAUCCGGAUACAUUUGCCAGAGUUGUUUCCUAGCCUGAACAAGGUAGUGUUCUUAGAUGAUGACAUUGUUGUACAAACUGAUCUAUCUCCUCUAUGGGACAUUGAUAUGAAUGGGAAGGUCAACGGAGCAGUAGAGACAUGCAGUGGAGAAGACAAAUUUGUGAUGUCGAAGCGAUUCAAGAGCUAUUUGAACUUUUCUCAUCCUUUGAUAAAGAAGAAUUUUAACCCUAAUGAAUGUGCUUGGGCUUAUGGUAUGAACAUAUUGGAUCUAGAGGCUUGGAGAAAGACCAACAUAAGCCUUACAUACCAUUACUGGCUCGAAGAGAACUUAAAAUCAGACCUGAGUUUGUGGCAGUUGGGAACAUUACCUCCGGGACUAAUAGCGUUCCAUGGUCAUGUCCAUGUUAUUGAUCCAUUUUGGCACAUGUUGGGGCUUGGAUACCAAGACAACACAAGUUUUGCAGACGCUGAGAGUGCUGGUGUCAUCCAUUUCAAUGGUAGAGCAAAGCCUUGGCUAGACAUUGCGUUCCCGAAACUCCGGCCAUUGUGGGCUAAAUACAUUGAUUUCUCUAAUAAAUUCAUCAAGAGUUGCCAUAUCAGGGCAUCCUGAUAAGGAUUUUUCGAGAAAUUAUUCAUUAAUGUGUGAAUCAUAAUGAUGAUAAAGAGGUGUGCGAAAGAACAAGGGGCAGGUCUAGGAGAGAAGUUCUUUGCAAUUUCGAAGCCUUCUAUUUACAUUUGUUAGAUACUUAAAAGUGUUACACUUGAAAAUUGGACAAUCGAGAUAAUUUACGAACUUUGUGGACUCAAGUUUUAAUUUAAUAAAACUUGAGACACCAAGAUUCAAUUGUCUAAUUAAUAGAUGAACUGCUU